AACUGUUCCUUGGGCAGCUGUAUAGUAGCGGCCCACUUCUACACUAUGGGUUAACGGCAUACGCUACAUUUCUUUGUGUACAAUACAAGUUGAUCGGCAUUCUGUUAAAAUGGUUCACUUGUUAUCACAGGAUCUACGUUUGGUAUUUUGGUCAUGGGGUAACCGGUUUUGGAAAUAUAUGGCUGUGGUAUUACAGCCUUGUGCCUCGACAUUUUGUGUCAAACUAUUAUUUACAAGGUCAACAAAGAAGCUUUAAGCAAAACAAUAGUCAUUUUUCAACAAACCAAUUGAUUGGAUUUUUACAAGUUUUUUUUUGUGUGGUUUGAGUGCAGUGUGAAUGGAGAACUUGGUUAGUUGAAAAUUAGUUUUUACAGGUAAAUGAGUAUUUCAGAUUUACCGUCACAAGAGUGCUCCAAAUGGCUUGGCCAACACCUGUGUGACUUGUCAUGUUGAACUUUUGGUGUACGAAGCAGUUGCAGCACUUACUUUUGAGUUCGGGGCUUCCCGACAGUGCAGUCACUUACAGCAGCUUUCUUGCUCGUGACAGGCGUGUUAAAUCACACUCGAAAUAAACACCUGCAGGAUGUCACACGAAUGUGUUCCCGGGCCGAGCUGCUAACAUUUAUGCCAACGAGCCACAAUUUACAACCAUCUUGAUUUCACACAUAAACUGCUUUUCUGAAAUAAAACACAGCAUCAUUCAUGAAAAUGUUGCUGUUAUGACAUAAAUCACAUUUUUUUAAAUAUAGAUUUUCUGUAUGCCUUCAAGAGGAAAAAAAAUUUGUGUUUUUUUUAACAUUUGGCUCAUAAAUCCGUAAAGAUACAUGAUCUUUCCAAGCGGGUUUCCUAUUUCACGUCCAGUGCUUGAUUACCAGUGAGGUCAGACUCAAGGAGCGUGCUCUAAAUAUUCCUGACCCAGCUUAGUUUUCAACAUGAGGGAUUGCCUUGUGGUCACCAGUGACACGCCUCUACAGCUGGAACAGAGUUUGAUGCUUACUCACUGGGGAAUUGGAUCGGCCAGAAUCCCUCACAUGGAGAGGCCGUGUUGUGCCUGCAGCCCAUUAGAAACGAACACAUGACAUUUGUGGAUUUAGAUGCUGUUGUCACAAGAAGCACUUGUUACUCUCGUUCUGUUUUUGAAGAAGGCUUUUUAGUUUGGUCGAGCUUAAUCAUUCGCGUUUGGCUGAAACAACAUGGCAGCUGCCCUCUGAUUGUUUUGAUAGAAGUGAGAGAGAAAUUCUAAAACCAGUGUUGGAUUUUGUCUGAAGCUAAGCCUAUUCUUAAUUAAAGGUCCUCAGCUUGAUCUAUUUGGUCAAACGGAUAAUGAUGAUUCAUCUGAAAGGUUGUGUAAAGCAUUAUGAUGCAGUUGCCAAAGUCUUUGAUGUUGUAUUGCAUUGAGAGCUCGUCAGUCACUGCUGUUUCUUACUGUGAAACGGUGUUAAGACGGACCUUUACUCAUUUAACAAGCAUAAACGGUAAUACGGUAUUGUUGCAAUACUUUGGAGGGUCAGCUUUAAAAUGUUUUGUUUCUGUCUGCCUUUUGUGUGCAAUCUGUUUUUGUGCGUAGCCACCGUCUUUGUUUUGCUGAUGCUGGCUGAUGUGAAACAUCCUUUUAAUAUGAGGUCUUGGUUAUUAGUCGCCUCCACAGUGAUGAUCUUUGUUCAGUAUCUUAACAACCUUUUGUUUUCAGAGAGUGAUGCAGAAGAGACAACUGUAGUCCUGACUAAAGGGUCUGAAGGGGAAAGAAUCACAGAGUUGGAAACGGACAUCACCGUGGGACGAAUAGUAGGCUCAGUGUAUGAUAAGCAGGGCUUUCUGCUGCAGCUGGAUACAAAACUGCCACCAGAGUUGGCAUACAAGUAUGGCAACAUCAGCGAAGGAGUGUGCAAGCCAGGAUACGCAGCAGCCAAGAUGACCGCCAUCUAUCCCAACAGAUUCAUGAAACCAGCACCCAUGUUUCUUGAUCGGAACUUUAAACGUCUGACAAAAGUCAGCAACUACUUGCCUCCUUUUGGAUUCAAAACGCAAGAGCAAAUCAUCGACAGCAUUUUAACUGCCACAAAAAAUUAUGGACUUGGAGAGGAGCUGGACAGUCUCGGCUGUAAAAGAUGCAUCAUUGUGGGCAAUGGGGGAAUCCUGUUCAACAAGUCUUUGGGCUCCCGUAUAGAUGACUUUGAUGUCGUUGUGAGGUUGAAUGAAGCUCCAGUUAGCAGUUAUGGCAGAGACGUGGGGACCAAAACCACCAUUAGGAUUACCUAUCCAGAGGGCGCUAUCCAGAAGCCCGACAACUAUGAAAAAGAUUCACUAUUCGUCUUUUCCGGUUUCAAACCACUGGAUUUCAAGUGGCUCCGACAGAUGGUCUUUAAGGAGAAACUGAGGGGUACAGAGGGGUUCUGGAAGUCGGUGGCCCAAUAUGUGCCUCGGGAGCCGACGGAGAUGAGAAUCCUCAAUCCCUACUUCAUCCAGGAGGCUGCCUUCCAGUUCAUCGGCCUGCCCUUCAACAAUGGCAUCAUGGGCAAAGGGAACAUUCCAACUUUGGGAACAGUUGCUAUAACGAUGGCACUGCAUAACUGUGACGAGGUGGCGGUGGCCGGUUUCGGCUACGACAUGAACACGCCCCACGCACCUCUGCACUACUACGAGACGGUCAAGAUGUCCGCCAUUAAAGAGUCAUGGACACACAACAUAUCCAAGGAGAAGGAGUUCCUUCGGAAGCUGGUGAAGGCCAACAUCAUCACAGACCUGACCAACGGCAUCUGAGUUUACACGCUCCCGGUCUCCCGCUGCCUUUCCCAACGGACGACGCAACUGGAAACUGAGAACUGGGUCGUCUCUGGGAGAAAAGAACCCGUAGAAUCCGGAUGGCCUGCACACUGACUGGGUUUUUCAUAUCAAAGGAGAUUAUUUAAAAAUAAAAAUAAACAGACACAGGAGUGUUUCUGUGGUGUGCUGCACACAUGUGCCUUCUGAACCAAAGACUCCUGCUGAUUGAAGCAGGGCGUGCAGAGGGUGCACACGGGGGGGACUGGAUCUGCUCCGGUCUCAUCGCGGGACGGUGGCGGGAAAGCUCUGCCGGCCCCUCGCUUCAACGUUGACCACGACCACCCCAGGAGUAUCUCGAGAAUGAAGAGUCGGAUGUCAGGAUUUAGCCUACCGCACUGGCUAACUUGAUGAAGGCACACAGGAAGAAGGUAUUCGCCGGAGUCUUCGCAGUGCCAAACGUACCUCGCACAGGGGAGAGGCCGUCCUCCUCCUUUUGCUGCCUGAAUGUAUUCACUUUCUUCAGUGUAAAUAUCAAAAGUUUUUACUGUGCUUUUUAACAAGCUGCAGCAGCCCCCCCAUCCCCGACCACCAUUUGUCCAUUCAUUCAUUCCUCUUUUUUUCAAAAUGAACAUUGGCAAAGCCAGUUGACAGUAGAUAAAUCAUCACGGGUCACCUGCCAGCAGUUAGUGAUGUUCUCUGUUCUUUGUCUGUAAGGUGACGAUAUUCGGGGAGCGAUGGAGCCGGCUCUGCACAGAGUGGCUGUGUCGGCUCGUACCGGGGCAGAGCGCACUGACCAGAGGAUGCUUUCUAAGAUGCUCUAAAUGAAAUAGCAUUGAAAGCACUUAUCAGGAAAAUGUUUAUUUAUUAUUUUGGUGAGUCUAAAUUAUUUUAGCCACGGGACUAUUUGUUUUGAGUUGACCCGCCCUGGCGGGUGGGACCAAAAGUCAAAUUGGGACACUGCCUUUUUCUCUUCCACCUCUUUGUAAACUCCUCCUCCUCCUCCUCGUCAGUCUUCUUCACUUCAUCAGCUGUUCGGCCUCCAGGCUGCAGCCGGACGCACGGUGACGUUUUCUACUGUCCAUCCCUCCUCCAACCUCCCGUUGCUGCAGAUGUUGUUCUUCAGUAAAUGGUGAAAUCUCGGAUUGUAGAAUUUAUAUAUAUAUAUAUUUUUUGGUUGCUUUUUAGGUCAAUUUAUUUUAUAUUGUUCCUAAGUCCCGUGUUUUGGUCACCGGCACGCCUGCUUUCUGUUGCGAGGGUUUCUAUCGCUCCGCCUGUUUCCUCAGACGGCGUCAUCUUUGAAUUUAGUGGCUGAAGUUUCUAAAGCCAAAUAAAACCGAUUCAUCGAAGAAUUCAGUCAUUACGGUUCUUGGGCAGAAGCCCUUGAUUUGUGUGCUGGAUGCAGCUCAUGUUCACGAUGGCCGCUGUCUUUAAACUGAGAAGCUCUGGGUGUGGAUGGUCCCUCCGUCUGAAGGCCGGUGCUCCCAGGCCGCCACACUGCAGGAGCAGCGAAGGGUUCAGGACUAAACCAUCAGACCGUUUGCUCCCUAAAAGAAGAAACUGUUGGAAUGUCACGUCUGUUUUAUGAAGUGAGUUUGAUCAUCUUAAUCUCGUGAUGGUGCGUUAUUAAAUCCUGCUUUACCAAGGCGGGGUUUUGUUUGACAGUUUUCAGAUGACAAGUCAAGGAGCUUUUCGCCUGUUACCCGUUUCUCCUUCUUUGGAAGAGCACAUUGAGUCUGUUGAACACACGGGUUCACUUCCAACACUCUUCAUCAAUAAGCUGCUGCUGCUUCAUCCGCUGACCACCAGCUGACCAUUGCCGUACCGGGAGGCGCUCUGUGCCUUCCGCCUCAUUCCCUGAGGACUGUGGCGAGGAGUUUAACGUAACGCAGCUGGUCCCGUCUGUCCGGGUCAGGACGGCUCACCUCAUCCCUCUGACGGGGGGCUGUUUCAUAUCUGCUGUGUAUAUAUUAUAGACAGCUUUAGGACGCCCCAUACUGGUUGUUUUGUGUGUUUUAGCAAACAAACCACAUGUUUAAGCUUAUUUUAAAUGUUGCUGCUGACGCCAGUUGCGAUGCAGAAAAUGAUCUUCUUUUCUGGUCCAUGGUUCUUCGUUGUGUUUGUGCGGCUCACCGAUACGAUGGCCUCUGGCAGCGUGCUGUGAGAGGCUCUGAGUGACUCGUGAAGGUCAGUGUCAGUACUGUGGGAGCAGCGGCUGGACAUCUGUGGCUCUGGAGGGAGUUUCGUAGGAAUCGGAACGUGAAGGAUCCAGUGUUUUAGGAGCUUGACUCACUUGGGACAAAGUCAGGAUAUCUUCCUCUGCUGCUAUGAUUUUGAUUUCAUUUAUUUUUUAAUCAGUCUCUUGAGAGACCCCCAUUUUUAAGGAAGUGCACUGGACCACCUCUUUAAUUCUUGAAUGUUCGAACGUCCCUAAAUGCAGGAGAGUUUGAAACUGUCUCUGCCGAGUGCCGCGGGACCAUGUCACUAAAAUGCAUAUUAAAUAUAAAAGAGGCUGCAGUAGAUUAUCGAUGACAAAGAGGGGAUAAUAGUGUACUGAGAUUAUUAGGAAACAAAUCUUUUAUGUUUUGGAAACUGGUCAUUAAUUUGGUCAAAUGUGUAGUCGCCGGGCUAAAACGUGCCAAACCACCAGUUUGGUCUUCAAACGUUGAAGCAGACCCUCGGUUGGAGUUUCUUUUUAGUUUUUUUUUCUCCAGGUUUUGAGUUUGUGCGCAUGCUGGUGGAGUUCAAAGGGUUUGGACCCAAAUCGCCGCUUCUUCAUAACCUGUUCACGCAGAAAGUAUUCGCUUCUGUCAUUCAUCAUAUUUAUAAAAACAUUUUUUUACAUUUUACAUUCCACCAUCAAAAGGAAGUCGUAGUGAUCAAAAGUGUUACUGGGUUCAUUUAUUUUUUUCUAUACAGUUAUAAAUGGCUUUCUGAUACUCAAUAAAUAAGUUUGUAAUGGAUAUCUGCCUGUGCAUGUUUCCAUCUUUUGACAGAUUGGUGCUUUUUUGUAUUAUACUUUAUUUUGUAUAUACAUAUUUCUGUACACUGUGAAUUUUCAGUAUCUAUAGUAAAUAUUUUUGCUGUA
Messenger RNA from Pseudoliparis swirei, 5848 nucleotides. RefSeq names its product ST3 beta-galactoside alpha-2,3-sialyltransferase 3b (gene st3gal3b). Lineage: Eukaryota; Metazoa; Chordata; Actinopteri; Perciformes; Liparidae. The record is from RefSeq and is a predicted model, not a curated record. The transcript has 11 exons. The coding region runs from base 1519 to 2760 and encodes 413 amino acids. Gene Ontology annotation, molecular function: sialyltransferase activity.